This is a messenger RNA of Amoebophrya sp. A25, 621 nucleotides long. Lineage: Eukaryota; Dinophyceae; Syndiniales; Amoebophryaceae. The record is from the annotation of a GenBank genome assembly.
CUGGAGGCGCAGUGGGCAGUACACUGGAGUCACGACAGAGUUUCCACUCUGAAAGCGGUAGCUCACAGCUCAGCAACACUCUGAGACCCAGUGUACGUUCCGACAAUUCACAGGGUGGUGGGGGCUCCGUGACAAGCGGACAGCCAGGCGGGAUGAAAAGCGACAGCAGUGCGGGUCGAAAGAGCGACGGAAGUGGCGGCACCAAUGUGAAAAAUAUGGCAUCAACAAUUUCCGGACUCACACUCAACUAUAAAUCUCACACCAAGAUGCUUUUGUACUACUACAGUUUACAAGUUUUGUUCUCCAGUAAUUAUAUUUGUUCCUUUCAAAAAAACGUAAGCGUCUAUGAGAUUAGACUCGGCACAUCACAAUUUCAACGUGUGUUGAUGACUUUUCAUCUGCUGAUUUAUAAAAGAAACUCUUCCUGCUCUAAGUACGGUGAUGGAAGCGGGCCAGGAAAGUCUGAUGGUAGCCGCAACAAGUCAGACGGAAGCUAUCCCGAGCGAUCCGAUGGAAGCCAGCACACUGACGAUAGCCAUGCGCACUCCUUCGGGUCCAAAGGCUCGCACCCGUCGCGGAGCAGCGGCACCGGUGGCAGUGGCGGCGGAAACACGAGUAGCG